This is a messenger RNA of Coturnix japonica (Japanese quail), 1675 nucleotides long. The record is from RefSeq and is a predicted model, not a curated record. NCBI's taxonomy places the organism in Eukaryota, Metazoa, Chordata, Aves, Galliformes, Phasianidae.
GCGCUCCGUUCGCUCCGCCAUGUCAAGUGCGGGUCGGGCGGUGCGGCGGGGCCAUGGACUGGAAGCGGAGCCUGAGGAACCGGCUGGCGGCGAGAUCCAAAAAGAGCGAGCAGGAACUGAAAGAUGAAGAGAUGGAGCUGUUCACAAAGUAUUACGUGGAGUGGAAAGGAGGGAGAGCUAAAGUCAAUACGUCAUACACGAACAUACCGCGAUUUUAUUACAGGCUGCCAGCUGAAGAUGAAGUCUUGCUUCAAAAAUUAAGAGAAGAAUCUAGAGCGGUCUUUCUGCAAAGGAAAAGUAGAGAGCUGUUGGAUAACGAAGAGCUUCAGAAUCUGUGGUUCCUACUGGACAAACAUCAGACAUCACCAAUGAUUGGGGAAGAAGCAAUGAUUAAUUAUGAGAACUUCUUGAAAGUGGGUGAAAAAGCUGGACCUAAAUGCAAGCAGUUCUUCACAGCAAAGAUCUUUGCUAAAUUACUCAAUAAUGAUCCUUAUGGGAGGAUAUCUAUCAUGCAGUUCUUCAAUUAUGUCAUGCGAAAAGUGUGGCUUCAUCAAACAAGGAUAGGUCUCAGUUUAUAUGAUGUGGCAGGACAGGGCUACCUCAGAGAAUCAGAUUUAGAAAACUAUAUUUUAGAACUCAUCCCUACUUUGCCACAACUGGAUGGCUUAGAAAAAUCUUUUUACUCCUUCUAUGUCUGCACAGCAGUUAGGAAGUUCUUCUUCUUUCUGGAUCCCCUCAGAACAGGGAAGAUUAAGAUACAGGACAUUUUAGCUUGCAGCUUCCUGGAUGACUUACUGGAGUUAAGGGAUGAAGAACUUUCUAAAGAAAGUCAGGAAACAAAUUGGUUUUCUGCUCCUUCUGCACUAAGAGUUUAUGGACAGUACUUAAACCUUGAUAAAGAUCACAAUGGCAUGCUCAGCAAAGAAGAGCUGUCCCGGUAUGGAACAGGGACCCUGACCAACAUAUUCCUGGACCGUGUCUUUCAGGAAUGCCUAACUUAUGAUGGAGAAAUGGACUAUAAAACCUACCUGGACUUUGUACUUGCAUUAGAAAACAGAAAGGAGCCUGCAGCUCUGCAAUAUAUUUUCAAACUGCUUGACAUUGAGAACAAAGGAUACCUGAAUGUCUUUUCCCUUAAUUAUUUCUUUAGGGCUAUUCAGGAACAAAUGAAAAUCCAUGGACAAGAACCAGUUUCUUUUCAGGAUGUCAAGGAUGAGAUCUUUGAUAUGGUGAAGCCUAAAGAUCCUUACAAAAUCUCCCUUCAAGAUUUAAUCAAUAGCAGUCAAGGAGACACUGUUACCAGUAUUCUAAUUGAUCUGAAUGGGUUCUGGACAUAUGAGAACAGAGAGGUCCUUGUGGCAAGUGAUAAUGACAGCAUUGCUGAUGCUGAUGAUACGUGACUUUCAACAGGAGUAAACUGCAUCCAUUGAGAUAUCUCUUAACCGAUGCAUUCAUUAACUACUGGAUGCUGGGGACAUUAUUUAAAUUGAUGCCUCUUCCAUUUUACUGCCCUCCCAUCUUCCUCAGGCAUGUAAAAUAAAAUGCGGUAUGUAGAAAUCAGUUCUGUAGAUUCUUUGAGAUGAAAGCAGCAGGUCUUGUUUAAGAGGUAAUGAUGAUCUGUUGUGUUUUUGUUUGGUUUUGUUUUUCAAAUAAAUGUUUUUAGAGUUUUUCCUUA